AGUCAACUAGUAACAAUGUAAAAAUAUAAACAGACAAUUCAUUACUAGUCUUGAACAGCGCUCUUUCGCCCUGGCAAGGCAUCAAAACGACUGAGGUUAAAAGUCUGACUCUGACUAAGUCCGGGGAAAUGCCAGUGAUGCUGUUACCUUAUUGUGAAAACGAAAUAUUCCUCGGAAAAAAAAACAUACCGAUACACACAACAGAGGUUAUAAAUAAAUCAGGAUUCAUGGCCGCUUCUCAGUUAUGAAAUGGUCAUUCCACGUUGAAUGGGUGUGUAGUGAGCAUCUCUGGGACGUUUUAGUGUACAUAUAUUGAACAUCUCUGGGACAUUUUAGUGUACUAUUGCAUCAAAAUGAGUAUCGAACGUAGAUCCUGUACGGGCUCCGCGCCGCACGUGACCAAAAGGUUAUGUGCCACAAUGAUGUUCUUUAUAGGAAUUGUCUGUAUAUUUGGUGGCUAUUUAUUAGGAAGGAUGGCGCGAAACGAGGUGAAGAGGAGUAAUGAUAUAAUAUCUGUAAACCUUACGGUAGCUGCAGAUAAUUUAUACAAACGAGCUAAAAGGAUAUCACCUAAGGCGGUUCAUCACAACGAUCCAGACAAGAUAGCGGCCAGGUUGUUGGACGUGUUCCACUGCAGUGUGCAGGAGUGCGGUGGAAUCACGAACUACAACGUCGCUGAGUUUAUAAAAAUAACUAUUAACAGUGAAGUCAAUAAAUUCAUUAAAUCGAUUAAUAACGCCACACAGUACAUUGAUUCAUUGAGGUGACGUUUAUAAAAUAUUUUAUCAAUAAGGCAUUUAAACAAAUUUUGGGACUAAUUUGUACAAUGUAAAAGACUUUAUUACUAAAUUAAAAUAAUACUUAAUAAAUAAAUACUUAUAGGCUCUUUUACCG
Melitaea cinxia (Glanville fritillary) is the source of this 894-nucleotide messenger RNA. RefSeq lists its product as uncharacterized. NCBI's taxonomy places the organism in Eukaryota, Metazoa, Arthropoda, Insecta, Lepidoptera, Nymphalidae. Bases 354 to 767 code for a protein of 137 amino acids. The transcript has 2 exons. The record is from RefSeq and is a predicted model, not a curated record.